This is a messenger RNA of Lachancea lanzarotensis, 1203 nucleotides long. RefSeq names its product LALA0S06e00408g1_1 (gene HOC1). Gene Ontology annotation, molecular function: alpha-1,6-mannosyltransferase activity. The coding region runs from base 1 to 1203 and encodes 400 amino acids. Gene Ontology annotation, biological process: protein N-linked glycosylation. Lineage: Eukaryota; Fungi; Ascomycota; Saccharomycetes; Saccharomycetales; Saccharomycetaceae. The record is from RefSeq and is a predicted model, not a curated record. The transcript has a single exon. Gene Ontology annotation, cellular component: mannan polymerase complex.
AUGGUGAAAGCUAGGAGGCCGGCCUGGAAACGGUAUAUCUACAUAAUAAUCCCAUUGGGCCUCGCUAGCAUAUGGUUAUGGCGUUUUUUGAACAAUGCGGAAUCAACAGACCUGCAGGCAUUGUUGCAGAAUUUACCUAAGGAGAUCACACAAAGCAUAGACUCAGCAUCGCAGCAGAAGCAAGACGCGUCGAUGGUUGAGAUGUUUGAAAAACUUUCCGCCGAUUUGCUGCAAAAACAGGACGAACAACUUCAAAAAUUCGAAAAGGAGCGUAGAGCGCUGGAAAAACGGAUACAAGAUCUGAAGCAGCCCUCUCCGCAUGCCUCGCUGCGCGAAAACUUGGCACUGAUCUUCGAGUACCGUCCGUCGUACCGGUUUCCGGCGUUUUUAUGGCAAACUUGGCCCUAUUCCGACACGGACGGUAGAAUGGAUCCUGUAUUGCAAAGCUAUGAGAGACAUUGGGGUGACAAAAACCCGGGCUUUGUUCAUGAAAUCAUCAACGAUGAUGCUGCGUCUGCUUUAGUGCAUUACAUGUAUUCUGCGAUUCCUCAAGUGGUGGAAGCGUAUGAAUUACUACCAUCUGCUAAUCUGAAAGCUGAUUUUUUCAAGUAUUUGAUUCUGCUUGCACGAGGUGGUGUUUACGCCGAUAUCGAUACCGAUGCUUUACAGCCAGUGCCCAACUGGAUUCCCGAAAAUGUGUCGCCCCGCGAGAUAGGUUUGAUCAUUGGGAUAGAGAACGACGCUUCCAAUCCAGAUUGGAGAAGUAACUACGUCAGAAGACUGCAAUUUUGCAACUGGGUCAUUCAAGCAAAGCCAGGCCACCCUGUGGUGCGAGAAGUGGUGGCCCGUAUCACGGAGAUUACUCUAGAACGACGUUCAGAGGGCGAACUGCGCAUGAACCUCAGAAAUGACCUGAACAUCAUGGGCUGGACCGGAUCUGGGAUUUGGACAGACGUUGUUUUCACGUACAUGAACGAUUACGUGCAAAGUGGUAUCCUCAGCAAGAUCACUUGGAAAGAGUUCCAUAAGCUUGAGGUUCCAAAACUUGUUGGUGACGUGCUGGUUUUCCCCCAAAGCUCUUUCAACGCCCCGGAAAAGGACUCCAUGGACAAAGACUCGGACAGCAAUAAAGCUCUACACUUUGCCACACAUUCGGGACUCAAGAGCUGGAAAGCAGGUCCUAAGAUUGGAGAUGAAGAGUAG